This is a messenger RNA of Chaetomium strumarium, 2529 nucleotides long. RefSeq names its product chitin synthase. The record is from RefSeq and is a predicted model, not a curated record. Gene Ontology annotation, cellular component: cell periphery; cell septum. The transcript is spliced from 3 exons. Bases 478 to 2316 code for a protein of 612 amino acids. NCBI's taxonomy places the organism in Eukaryota, Fungi, Ascomycota, Sordariomycetes, Sordariales, Chaetomiaceae. Gene Ontology annotation, molecular function: chitin synthase activity.
CCCAUAGUUCGGGACCCGACCAGUUUAAGUUCAUUAGCUUUACCGUACGGCUGGCACUAUUUCUUCUCGACUCUACAACAGUCAUGGAGAUCCCGUCUUUGACGGCGCCAGCAAGGCCAGGCUUUGCCUCUCGCACGCCGCCGAUUUUCAGCUCGCUUCCUUUAGCUUCUUUCCAUUUUGCCUUUUCCGAGGCUCUGUUUUACACACCUCUCACACUCUUUUGAAGCACUGUGUCGACGAUCUCUCCUCCGUGUGAUCUUCUCUCGUUUAGGCCUGCCCUGACCCUCGUUGAAUUUCACCAUCAUUCCUUCAGUCACUCGCUUUACCCUAUCAUGCCUGUACAAUAUACAAAGUAAUACCCUAUUGUCAACGCCAGUCGUCGUGCACUCUGUCACGUCCUGGCAAAGCAUCCCGUGGCGCCCCAACCCGACGACUCCCUACCUCAACGACAAGAGCUCUCAUCCCAGUGGCACACACAUGGAGAUGGAGCACACUGACCGGGGUCGGGGUCGGCCGGUGUCGACUUCGACAGCGAGGUCUCAUCAGACGACUGGAUCUCUCUCACCGAACCACAACCACGUCUAUGCCGGCUCUGCUUCUGGCCGCCAGUCGAAUGCCUCGCAGGCGACGUUCGUGUCGACCAUCAGUCAAGAGAAGGAACAGCUGAAGUGGGAUGCCGACAAGGAGCUCAAGCGCGCGUCUAAGACGCUCCUGAAGAUGCAGAAGUGGAGUCUGUUUCUCGGCCUCCUCAUAAUCAACGGAGUCGUCAUCUGGGUCGCCGUCCAGUAUCCCCAAGCCUACUACUUCACCAUCGUCCUCCUCAGCGCCAACACCGUCUUUCAGGUGUUUAUGAUCCUCUGCAUCUGUGUCGUCGCCUUCUACACGCACAUCCUCAGUCGACUUUGGCGCAAGAAGGCAGCGAAGCCAGAGACGCCCGAGUCCAUCGUCUACCUCUUGCCCUGCUACAAUGAGAACUUGGAGGAACUCACCCGGUCUCUCGACUCGCUGGUUGUCCAGAGGAACGUCGUCGAAAAUCCCAAGUUCAUCCUGGUCGUCGUCGAUGGGAACGUCAAGGGCCCCGGCAUGACCAAGACCACGCAGGAGUACUUGCUCCAGGACAUCUUCGGCCCCGGCCACUUCCAGCGCUUCCGCAACGGAUACCGCGCCCACGACGGCCUCCACAUGUCGGUCGAUGUCCAGCACGGCACCUUCAAGGGCAUCCCGUACCUCUUUGUCGGCAAGGCCCAGAACAUGGGAAAGCGCGACUCCCUCUGCUUCGCCCGGUCCUUCCUGUACCACUACAACCGCCGCAGCGAGAACACCGAAACCAUCUUCAAUAGGGAGCUUUUCGACUACAUGGGCACUCUCCUCCUCCAGGCCGGACUGGAAAAGGUCGACCUGCUCGCUGGCAUGGACGCCGACACCGUCUUUGACGAAGACUGCAUCCACGAAAUGCUCAAGGUCCUCCGCGAUGACCCCAAGCUCGUCGCCGCCUGCGGUCACGUCUGCGUUGACUACGACGGCAGGCAGUGGGGCAUCUGGUCCAUGUACCAAGGUUUUGAGUACUCGCUCACCCAAGGCCUUCGCCGCACUUUCCAGUCGGUGGUCACGGGCAAGGUCAACUGCCUCCCCGGUUGUUGCCAGCUGAUCAAGGUCUGCGAGGAGACCUUUGGUGAUCUCAUCCUGCGCGAGAAGUUCGGCUACUGCCCCAAGCCCAACGACCUCAUGACCACCCAGAUCAUGGGCAUCUACUCGGAGGAUUCCAUCCACGCCACCACGUUCUUCUCGCUCUUCCCCAAGACCCAGACCGCGCAGGCCCUCCGCGCCAAGGCUUACACCAUCGUCCCGCAGAACUGGAAAGUUUUCCUGUCCCAGCGCAAGCGUUGGUCGCUGGGCUCGGUGUCGAACCAGUUCACCAUGAUCUUCCGUCCCGGUAUUCUCUGGAUCGAACGUCUCCUGUCCCUCGUCACGGUUGCCACCUGGGCCAUCACCCCCUUCACCGUCGCCGCCAUUGCCCACUUGAUCAUCGCCUUCGUCAGGCAUGGUACGGAUCUGUGGCACGACCCUCCGUUCCUCGGCCUGUUUACUUUGCUGGCUAUUAAAUAUGUGUACUCAUUUGCCAUCUGCUUCUGGCUUUGCCGCAACACCGUUGAGCGCAUCCAGUAUGCCCUCGGCUACCUCAUGCACAUCAUCGCGGGCCCUUUUGUCAACCUCUUCAUCUUCCUCUACUCUAUCUACUACUCGGACGACUUCAAGUGGGGCAAGACACGCGAGGUCAUUGGGGACGAGGAGAAUGGCCGCAUGUGCCACCAGUGAUUCUAACAAUGCAGUGGCGAACUAUUAGACUUAAGACUCGGACGGCACUGCGUCAUGACCAAGCGACUUUGCGUUUGGCUUUUUGGUUACCUUACUGCUUUUUCGUGAUUCUACUUCGGGUAACUACAUAUUCAUGACUAUGCAUCAGCGGUAAUUCAAGGGCCGGGUAUUGAAUCUACUUACACCAUGGUCUUGUGUAUAGAUAGUUAGGAG